CCCGUGUCCCCUGCAUUGGCAGGUGGAUUCUUAAUCACUGUGCCACCAAGGAAGCCCCUUCUUGCCUUCUUAAGAAAGUUAAGGCUAAGCUGGUUGAUCCUGACUCUUAACAAGACUUUGGAAUUCCCGGCAUAGAGACUAGAUCAGGAUUUUUUUAAGUUGGAGGACUUAAUUUGAGUUCACUACAGAAUCCCUAUUUGGUGCACAAGGUUGGCUAUUCAACAGAGAUUUCAGCUUUGCAAGUCAGUUGGAGUUGAUUGCUCCCUUGGAAACUGCUAGUUGGUGGUGGUCAACAGAAGUCUCAACAUAGACAUAGGCGAGGAAGGUCUUGCUGAGGACUCACCCAAAAAGAAAACCCCAAAGGAGCACCCUGAGAAACUGAUUUCAGGAUGAAGCUGCAAGGCGAAGAAGAAGUGCUUUAAACACCAACAAAUGCUGCCCUUGACCAACAGAUGCAGAAAGAUUCUUCUCCCAAUACUGCAGCCCCCGAGGGUGAGAAUCUGGCUCCUAAGAGGGCAAACUUCCUCUCCUGCCUGCUGUGCUCAAGUCGCAGAGACCCACGGGACUUGUACAUGGCGCACCGCAGUCGCAGUUAAAAUUGACUUUGACUUGGCACCAAGUUCCUUUGAUGAUCAGUACCAAGGCUGCAGCCAACAAGUCAUGGAGGACCUGAUUCAAGGGGAUUAUUUUACAAAAGAACUAGAAUCUGGUAGGAAUUACCACAGGGUCUGGCAACGUGCACACUUAACCUGGUUGAGACAAGGAAAAGCUCUCCCUGAGAACAUGACUAUUACACAUGCUGUGGCCAUCUUGGUUUAUUCAUCAAACGACAGUGUUCGUUCAGACUUCUCCAGAGCCAUGGCCAGUGCUGCUGGGUCUCCCCAGCAAUAUAAACAUUCAUUCCAUUUCAAAUAUCUACACUACUACCUGACCACGGCAAUCCAGCUGCUGAGGAAAGAGAUUGUCACAAGGAAUGACUCUCCGUGUUAUGAGGUGCACCAUGAGGUGAAGGGCGUUUACUUGGAAGCCCCCAUGGGUGCCACCAUUCGCUUUGGCCAAUUCCUCUCCACCUCUCUCCUGAGAGAAGAGGCACAGAAGUUUGGGGACCAAACUCUGUUUACCAUAUUGACCUGCCUGGGGGCACCUGUACAAGACUUCUCUCUCAAGAAGGAGGUCCUGGUCCCUCCCUAUGAGCUGUUUGAAGUUGUAAAUACGAGCUACCACCCAAGAGGAAAUUGGUUGCAAUUGCGGUCAGCUGGGACCCAGAGCACGUAUAACUGUCAGCUGCUAAAAGCUUCCAGCAAAAAGUGCAUCCCUACUCCCGUAGUUAUUGCUUCUCUCUCAUUUUUGACCUGUGUCAUCAUCUCUUCCAAAAGUAGAGCAUAAAGGAAGGUUGUGGUUUUUGCCUUCCCUGUACCCUUUUGCUUUAUUCCAGUCAGGGCACCCUGUAUACCCGUAAAGAAUCAUUCUGCCCAGCUAUCAGCUGAUUCAGAGCUGGCUCAGUCCACUGCCUAUGGGUAGACCUGUAGGUAUAUUUCUUCUUCAUGGAUACAGAGAUUCAUGUUGGGUAGAAAAUGACUCAACCUGAGCCUGUGAGACAUAAUCAGGGUACUUUAUUGGAAUUGGGGCUGGGAGUGGGGUGGGGGCCAUUUUUUUUUUUUUUUUGAGUGGAGAUUAGUGAAAG
Balaenoptera musculus (blue whale) is the source of this 1684-nucleotide messenger RNA. RefSeq names its product ADP-ribosyltransferase 4 (inactive) (Dombrock blood group) (gene ART4). Gene Ontology annotation, molecular function: NAD+-protein-arginine ADP-ribosyltransferase activity; NAD+ poly-ADP-ribosyltransferase activity. The record is from RefSeq and is a predicted model, not a curated record. NCBI's taxonomy places the organism in Eukaryota, Metazoa, Chordata, Mammalia, Artiodactyla, Balaenopteridae.